CGCUGAAGUUGGCCUAUCUUGGAUAUCUCUUCUCUCCUCCCCUUCCCCCAUCACCCCUCCUAAUUCGUCAACUGCUGAAACAUCUGCCUGGUUGAAACCGCCUCCUCGCCGAGCGCUGGGGACUGUCCCCAGGUGUAGGUCUUUGUGUCGCCAAAACUUUGCGAGAAAGCGAGGGCGCUGGACAAAGAGCGAGCGCGGGAGGGCGUUUGCCAGCCGGCUGGGGACGCCGGGCGGUGCGCACUCUUGCCGGGGCUCUGCUCGGUACCCGGACGCCCGCGGUGCCCCGAGCCCAGCCGCCCUAGGCGGAGAGUGGCGGGUUCUGGCCACAUCCCAGCGCCCUCGGGGACUGAAAGAAGCCAGGCGGGAGGAGCAAAAGCGGAUGGCUGGACCUAGGAGUUGACUAGGGUGGGAGGAGGCGAGCAGAGGCGCGGAGCAAAGCUGUCAAACUGCACUCGGAGCCCCGCGCGGGGCGGAGGAGGGAGGGGAAGGGAAGGGGAGGGGAAGAGGAGGGAGGGGAGAGGAGGGGCGGGCGAGAGCGAAGAGAGAGCGAGCGGGCUCGCCGCGCCUGAGCAACCCCUGUCUGCCGCUGUCGCCGCCGCCGCCGCUGGCCCGCACUCGCCCGGAGCGCAGGGUGUCUGCCCCGCUGCGCGCCGCGCGCGGAGGCUCCGGCGCCUUCCGCUGCGCCCUCCAGCCCCCGCUCCUCGCGCCGGCCCGCGCGGGUCCCGGCGGGCGCGAACCCACCAUGCAGCUGCAGUUCCGGAGCUGGAUGCUGGCUGCGCUCACGCUGCUCGUGGUCUUCCUCAUCUUCGCAGACAUCUCGGAGAUCGAAGAAGAAAUCGGGGAUUCUGGAGGCAGAGGUACAAUCAGAUCAGCUGUGAACAGCUUACAUAGCAAAUCUAAUAGAGCUGAAGUUGUAAUAAAUGGCUCCUCAUCGCCAGCUGUUGUUGACAGAAGUAAUGAAAGCAUUAAACACAACAUCCAGCCAGCCUCGGCCAAAUGGAGGCACAACCAGACGCUCUCUCUGAGGAUCAGGAAGCAAAUCUUGAAGUUUUUGGAUGCUGAAAAGGACAUCUCUGUCCUCAAGGGGACCCUGAAGCCCGGAGACAUCAUUCAUUACAUCUUUGACCGUGACAGCACGAUGAACGUGUCCCAGAACCUCUACGAUCUCCUCCCCAGAACCUCUCCCCUGAAGAACAAACACUUCCGGACUUGUGCCAUUGUGGGCAACUCGGGGGUCUUGCUGAACAGCGGCUGCGGGCAGGAGAUCGACACGCACAGCUUUGUCAUCAGGUGCAACCUGGCCCCGGUGCAGGAGUACGCGCGGGACGUGGGGCUCAAGACCGACCUGGUGACCAUGAACCCCUCCGUCAUCCAACGGGCCUUUGAGGACUUGGUCAACGCCACGUGGCGGGAAAAGCUACUCCAGCGGCUGCACAGUCUCAACGGCAGCAUCCUGUGGAUUCCCGCCUUCAUGGCCAGGGGCGGCAAGGAGCGCGUUGAGUGGGUCAACGAGCUCAUCCUGAAGCACCGCGUCAACGUGCGUACUGCGUACCCCUCUCUGCGCCUGCUGCACGCCGUCCGCGGGUACUGGCUAACCAACAAGGUCCACAUCAAGAGACCCACCACUGGUCUCUUGAUGUACACCCUGGCCACACGUUUCUGCAACCAGAUCUACCUCUAUGGCUUCUGGCCCUUUCCACUAGAUCAGAACCAGAACCCCGUCAAGUACCACUAUUACGAUAGCCUCAAGUAUGGCUACACCUCCCAGGCCAGCCCCCACACCAUGCCCUUGGAGUUCAAGGCCCUCAAGAGCCUGCAUGAGCAGGGGGCUUUGAAACUGACUGUUGGCCAGUGCGAUGGGGCCACGUAAGGUGGGCUCCCCGUGGGACUCAGUGGCUCACAUUUCCUGCCAGCUACACCACAGGCAGAUGGGAGUCGGGGUGGCGCAAAUUAUAGAACAAGCAGGCUAGUGGUUUUCUUUGUUAAAGUGUAAAACAGUGACCA
Molecule: messenger RNA, 2004 nt
Organism: Mustela erminea (ermine)
Lineage: Eukaryota; Metazoa; Chordata; Mammalia; Carnivora; Mustelidae
Gene: ST8SIA2
Product: ST8 alpha-N-acetyl-neuraminide alpha-2,8-sialyltransferase 2
Exons: 6
Coding region: 743-1870 (375 amino acids)
Biological process (GO): N-glycan processing; oligosaccharide metabolic process
Molecular function (GO): alpha-N-acetylneuraminate alpha-2,8-sialyltransferase activity
Source: RefSeq, a predicted model, not a curated record